Molecule: messenger RNA, 870 nt
Organism: Cadophora gregata
Lineage: Eukaryota; Fungi; Ascomycota; Leotiomycetes; Helotiales; Ploettnerulaceae
Exons: 1
Coding region: 1-870 (289 amino acids)
Molecular function (GO): protein binding
Source: RefSeq, a predicted model, not a curated record
AUGGCUUCAGCUGUGACGGAGCGGGGAGAAGAGCAGAUUCCCACUUCGGUGGAUAGCUCGGCCAGAGAUUCGUCGGUGCAUAAGGAUGUGGAUGAAGAAAAGGUACCGGCGCAGGAGGCUGAUAAAUCGCCAGAGUCCGGUGAUGUUUCAGAUCAGGAGGAUGGUGAGGCGAGUGAAGGUGAACAGGGCCCAUCGAAAGAAAACGAGGGGCAACCCGCGAGCAAGCAAUCAUCACCUCCUGCUACAGAAGAAGCUCCACCUCUCCCGAACGAAGACCUCCCUCCAUUACCCUCAGAGCCCCCACCAGCUGCGACAGAGGAAGAUGAUGGAUGGGCCCCGGUGUGGGAGGAGACAGCCCAAGCUUUCUACUUCUACAAUCGGUUCACGGGCGCAACACAGUGGACAAACCCUCGCGUUCCCGAUGUCUCUCUACCAGGUCCCCCAGGUGUUGAAGCUCCCCUACCUGUCGAGACUCCUCCGGCUGCUCCCCCUUCCACAACCGGCUACAACCCAGCAAUUCACGGCGACUACGAUCCAAAUGCCUGGUACGCGCAGCCCAGUGCUCCAGAACCAGCCGCUGGCCAAGCCGUAGACCCCGCGGCCCAAUACACAGCAACUGCUGCCUUCAACAGAUUCACUGGCAGAUACCAAGCGGCGGAUCUGAACCCGGAGAACUUCAACGACGAAAACAAGAGUAAGCGGCAGAUGAACGCCUUCUUCGAUGUCGACGCCGCAGCGAACAGUCAUGAUGGAAAAAGUCUGAAGGCUGAGCGGAGUGGAAAGAAGAUAUCAAAGACCGAGCUGAAGCAGUUCAAGGAGAAGCGAAAACAGAAGAAAGAAGAGAAGCGCAGGGCAUGGCUGAGGGAUUGA